Glycine soja is the source of this 994-nucleotide messenger RNA. RefSeq lists its product as uncharacterized. The record is from RefSeq and is a predicted model, not a curated record. NCBI's taxonomy places the organism in Eukaryota, Viridiplantae, Streptophyta, Magnoliopsida, Fabales, Fabaceae. The transcript is spliced from 6 exons. Bases 221 to 655 code for a protein of 144 amino acids.
AGCUGUUUUAACUUUUAUUAUGUUUGAGAUUCGAUUAUAAUAAUACAAGAGAAAAUUGGGGUAACGAAAAUGGCUUAUCAUGUUUGAAGAACACCUCUCCAAUACAAAGAAGUUCUCUUUUUUGAAAUUAUUUUAUGCUCUUUUCUCCAUUCUGAUCAGUGGAACUUCUUGUUGCUUUUCCAAGCUGAAGGGCUGAAUCAGAAAACUAGUUCUACAACAAAUGGAUAAAGGUUGUGGUAUGGAAGAAACUGUUGAUUUGAGAAAUGGUGUGGAAUUGGCAACCUCAGUCUCUGAUAAGCAUCUUGACCUUCUAAGGCCAUCUGCACGAAAUUAUUCAAUUUUUAGAGGUCAAGCAAUGGAUGUUGCUGACCAUGAAAAGGGCAACUAUACACUAAUUAAAGGUCCAGAGGAUUUCCAAACGGGACUUUAUGAUAAACCCCUUCCAUGUUAUGGUUGUGGAAUUGGAUGGUUCUCAUUUCUUUUUGGAUUUCUAUGUCCACCUCUGUGGUACUAUGCAACAAUCCUCUACUUUGGAAAUUAUUACAGGAAAGAUCCUAGGGAACGGGCAGGGUUAGGAGCCUCUGCAAUUGCUGCAUUAAUAUGCUCAGUAGCAUUGCUGAUCGUGGGAGCUAUUCUUAUGUUACGCUACCCCUGAUGCUAGUUCCAGUAAUAAAGUGAGAAUCCAGAAGCGAUUAAGAUUGGAUAUCAGAAACAAUUGUACGUGUAUAUAACAAAAUAUGAAGAAAAAAUAUGCUUGAAGAUACUACAUAGGGUGUACCAUUAGAGAAGGAUGAAAUAUCACAGCCUUGGUAAAUUUGUGUAUACAAAAGAAAUAUAUCUCACGUUAAGUUAUUACGAAUCUCACAUAAUUUGUACUAUUGAUCUUUUUUCGACUAAGAGUUUCGUAUUGGAGAAUACUUAGGCUACUGAUUUUGCUAUAAUGUUAUUUUUUUGUACUCACCAUUAUAUUAAUAGAGAGUAAUUAAGAUUCGAA